Lathyrus oleraceus (garden pea) is the source of this 1943-nucleotide messenger RNA. Its product is annotated as protein ENDOSPERM DEFECTIVE 1. The transcript is spliced from 6 exons. The record is from RefSeq and is a predicted model, not a curated record. Gene Ontology annotation, molecular function: microtubule binding. The coding region runs from base 177 to 1550 and encodes 457 amino acids. Gene Ontology annotation, cellular component: nuclear microtubule; cytoplasm. NCBI's taxonomy places the organism in Eukaryota, Viridiplantae, Streptophyta, Magnoliopsida, Fabales, Fabaceae. Gene Ontology annotation, biological process: spindle assembly.
GUGUUUUUAUCGAUUUUCGAAAUUAGAACCGUUGUAAAUUAAACCCACGCACCAAACACAUCACUAGCAUCGUUACCCCAAACCCCAACGGCCAUUUUUUCUUCUUCUUCCUCCUUCUUUCUCUGUUACUCAAAUUCUCUAUCUCAACUUCAGCCUCAACUUUCUACAACCAAACAAUGCAAGAAAACGACAACGUCGACGUUUCCAAAAACCCUUCUCCCCCUCCACCACCGCCGCCGCUACCACCACCACAACAACAACAGCAACAACAUAACCGCCGACCAAAAACCCGUGAAGUCAGCUCCAGAUUCAUGUCCCCGUCUAUCCCCUCCACUCAAAGACGGCAACAGAGAGAUGAUUCCGACGACGAGAAUUCUGAAUCCUCGUUCCCGAUCGGAUAUUCUUUUCAGAAGAAACUACAACAACAAAGAUCUGUUAAGCUUUUCAAAGAAACAACAAAUAGGGUUUUCGAUAAUAUCCCAAACCCUAGUUCAAGUUAUCAUCACCCUUCAAAACAACCAUCUUCUAGAAUCGCCACACCUUGUCCUUCUAGACCUGAUACUCCAACCCAUACCAUGACUGUCACGUCAAGAUACAGACAAACACCACACCACCAACCUCAUAGGUCUAUCAAUGCCCGUUCUUCAGCUGCUGCAAAAUUGUUUCAAUCUAGAAAUUCACGUGAUGAUAUUGAUAUUCAUUGCAGUACACAAUCACUUCCGGAAUUGCGUUCUGAAACUGGGGAUGUUUUGAUGCAGCAACCUAAGGUGCCUACUGGAUCCGCGGCUGAAAAGUUCAGUAACAAUUUGUCACGUUCGGUUAGUUUGUCUUCUUCUGGCGUUGAUCGGGUUAAGGUUGGAGGGCUGCCGCCGGUUGCUCCUCAGUUUGCGAAAUCUGCAGCCGAUUCAAGGAAAGGGAAGAAAGGUAGUCAUCAGGAUGAUGUGACUUCGCUUAAGUUGCUUCAUAAUCGGUAUUUGCAAUGGAGAUUUGCCAAUGCAAAAGCGGAAAAUGCAAUUAAAGUUCAGCAAAAAGAAUGCGAGAAAGCACUAUUAUCUCGUGCAAUGAAAAUAUCAGAAAUGCGCGAUUCGGUGAACAAGAAACGCAUAGAAUUGGAGCAUUUGCGGAGAUUACAGACCCUAUCAGUAGUUCUUGAAGCUCAAACUCCAUAUCUAGAUGAGUGGUCUGCUAUGGAGGAAGAUUAUUCUGUUUCCAUCACUGAAGCAAUUCAGGCUUUGUUGAAUGCCUCAGCGCAACUUCCAACUGGUGGGAACGUUCGGGUUGAUGUAAAAGAGGUGGGGGAGUCUCUGAGUUCAGCACUAAAGAUGAUGGAAACAAUUAUUUCCAAUACCCAGAAAUUAAUGCCAAAGGCAGAAGAAAUAGAUACUUCUAUUUCAGAAUUAGCCAGAGUUGUUGGAGGAGAAAGAGCUCUUAUUGACGAAUGCGGAGGUUUAUUGUCAAAGACACAUAAGUCACAGGUGGAGGAGUCUAGCUUACGGGCCCAACUAAUUCAACUAUAUUCAUUCUGGCAUAAGAAUAAGAAUAAGGAAUAGAAAAACAACUCAUAAUUCAAUUGCAUGUCAACUGUGGAAAUACCACACAUUUGAUUGUGUUGAUAGAUUUAUUGAGCAUCAACUGUACAAGACCCGCCGCGAUUCAUUUCUCUUUCACAUUCUUUAUCCAUUUGUUGAGAAAUGAAGGGGGGGAGACCCUGUAAUCUUAUCAGUGUAGGAUUGAGCCAAUUCAAUAUGAUCUCUCUCCCUGUUUCACUCACUGGAUGUCAAUAGAAAAAAGUAAUAGGACACUUUGUCCUUGCAUGAAUGAAAUGUUUGCUUCAACUCAAAUAAGACAAAUUGGUAGUGAACCUUCUGAACUUUUGUUCUUGUGAUUUUCUCAUGUAUGUAAAUAAUAAUUCAUACAAUAAAUAGAAAUUUGAAAACUUCAAA